UGUAUUUAGGCGGGCGCUUGGGUGGGUUUCUGCUCUCUUGACCAAGUGCUUCUGUCAAUCAAGGCUUGAACAAGAUGGCAGACAAAGGGAGCUGGGCUUUGGCAAUAACAGUCUGCGCGGCCGGUUUUCUGCUGGUGCGGGCCGACAUUCCCAAAAAAACUCCGGCAGGUCAGCUGUUUGUCUAUGAGCUGCACAGAGACGUUUUCCAGAGUGAAUUCGAGCCGCUUCAUAAAUUCUACGGUCGUGUUUAUAAUGACCCCAUGGUGUUCAAAUGCAAUAAGGAGCGAUUCCCAGAUCUGCCCCGCUGGCUCCGCUUCACCCAGAGAGACCCGUAUGAGAACGGAUUCCUGUACGGGACGCCGCUGCCGCAGGACCAGGGCAUAAACACCAUAGAGAUUUUCGUGAUCAACAAGCGGAGUUACGACACGUUUAAAGAGAGGCUGGUGAUAAACGUGGGUCCUGCAGAAAAGCAGAUGCCGUACCAGGCCGAGUUCUUCAUAGAGCGCAGAGAGAUUGAGAAAGUGCUGCCCGCUGAUGUUCAGGAGGAGAUCAGACUGGACAUUCAGAACCUGUGGGGAACCGGCAGACUGGAGUUCGUCAACAUCACCUCUGCUCUGGACAGGGGCGGCCGCGUCCCCCUGCCUCUGCCAGGAUAUUUUGAGGGUGUGUAUGUGAAACUGGGGUCAGACCGUCCUUUUUCCAAAUGUAUGCUGCGACUGGAGACGGCGGAGCAUCAGAGAGAGUGUGAGUCUGGAGGGAAGAUCAGCGGAGACUGCAGCACCUGCACCAACCCCAUCAACUGCAUCACCUGGUGCAGAUCUGCCCUGUUUGAUCUGUCCAAGCCCACUCCUCCAGCUCCAAUCCCUACCGUGGGCUCGGGCGUCCUGGCGUGGGGUGGGGAGUUCAGUCCUCCGGAGUCUCCUCCUGACAGAGAUUUCUUCCCUGAUUACAUUGUCACCAUCAUCGUUCCCUUGGCUCUGGUCCUGAUCCUCUGCCUCAUCCUGGCCUACAUCAUGUGCUGCAGGAGAGAGGGAGUUGUGAAACGAAAUGCCAAGACUCCUGAUCUGCAGCUGUAUCAUCACCACACCAUCCAGGAUAACGCCAGCGAGCUGCGCAGGAUGGCCGGCGGCGACAGGCGCACCGUGGACCGUCCUCGUCAGUGUUUACAGCCGCUCCUGAUGGCGGAGCAGGCGAUGGCGGAGAGCUGAGGGACAUCAGAGCCGUUCUAACAGCCACCGCCGGUGGAAAUAUGGUUAAAGUUCACUGUUUGUGUCUUGCUUUGCGUGUCUUUGAGGAAUACUUCACAAAAAAAGAAAACACCUAAUAAUUCACUCAAAAAUGCUGUUCCAAAACCAUGUGCUUUUUUUGUGAAACACAAGAUUGUUUUGAAGAAUCUUCACACAGCUUCUUUCCAUUCAACAUCAGUACACAUGUUGUUAAGCUCUAGAAACAAAGACAAAAACACUAUUAAACCAUUAGUCCAUAUGAGUCGUGCUGCUGUGCAGUAUAUUUUUGGGUGGUUUUAAGUCGUUGUGUGAUGAACUAAAUGAAUCUGUUAGUCACACAAAGCUUUGCUUCAUAAGUCAUAUGGAUUACUUUUAGUAAGGACCAUGAGUAUCACUGUCAGUGUGCACCGGUCAAAUCUGACUAAUUUACCCUUCUGUAUAACCUUCAGUCAUUUGAUCACACCAGAACAUUUAGAUUUUUUUU
This is a messenger RNA of Labeo rohita (rohu), 1710 nucleotides long. RefSeq names its product sarcoglycan, alpha (gene sgca). Gene Ontology annotation, cellular component: sarcoglycan complex; membrane. Gene Ontology annotation, molecular function: calcium ion binding. The transcript has 9 exons. The coding region runs from base 75 to 1208 and encodes 377 amino acids. NCBI's taxonomy places the organism in Eukaryota, Metazoa, Chordata, Actinopteri, Cypriniformes, Cyprinidae. The record is from RefSeq and is a predicted model, not a curated record.